AUGGGUGGAGGUUCAUCCUCUCUACGGACGAAAAGCCGAUCGUCCGCUGAUCUGGAUCGCCUGAAGCCAACAGCUGAGCAGAGAACGCCGCGAACAAGGAGCCGGCUUGCAUCACUUGCUCAGUCAUCGUCUAAACAUCUUUCGAAGUUAUCGUUCAAGCGAAAAAAUGGCAAUCGCGAAAAAGUGAAGUCUUUUCGUGAUUUGAUCUCGUCCUGGCCAAUUCAUGACAUCGAGACACUGUACAGAGAGUUGGAGACGUCACGUGUCCUCUCAUUGUUUCAAAAUGCAGCUGAUCAUGCUCGUCCAGCUGUUUUAAGCUUGGAGGAGCAGCUCUUCUCAAGUGCAAAUAAGGAUUUCGUUCUGAUAGUUGAUAACGCUGCAUACCCCAUACAUCGUCGUAUAGCUAUUGCGAGAUGUGAUUUGAUACAGGAAUUAUUGAGUAAACAGAACGUGUCUGAAUUGCAUUUGUCACCUCCGUGUGGUAGACGUCUUACCAAACAGGAGCUAUGCAUGUUCAUACGUUAUCUCUAUACUGGAACUUGGACUGGUAGUGCAGACAUACUCCAGUUUUUUCGAGACUGGAUGAAAUGCUACAGAGACCUAGCUGUUGAUUUGUGCACUGCGGAGAAGAUGGCUUCGAAGGAUGGAGACCUUAAGAUUAUCCUCGCAUCUCCAAAUUCCAACGGAGAAAAACCAGCGAAAGGUUAG
Strongylus vulgaris is the source of this 708-nucleotide messenger RNA. NCBI's taxonomy places the organism in Eukaryota, Metazoa, Nematoda, Chromadorea, Rhabditida, Strongylidae. The record is from the annotation of a GenBank genome assembly.